ACGACACUUCUCAACCACAGUAGGUGAAGAGGUGUUCGCUGCGUUUAACAAUCCAGUUCUCAAUAGUUUAGUUGCACAGGGCAGUCAUUUUUCGAAAAAAUUCGUAGUGACUUAGGCAUUAAGAUGUCUGCGAACAUCCUAUCCUUCGCAUAUUUCAUACUAUUCGUUUCUAUAUCAACGGCGGAAGUAGCAAAGAAUUAUGAUAUUUCUCAAGAUGGAAGCUUGACAGGUACUCAAGAAAUCAUCACCAACUCGGUACAAGGACACAACAUAUCGCCAGCUCAACUGCAUAAGUUAGCUUUAGGCCUACCUCAGUCACAUGGUCGUGCAGGUUCACUAUCUCACUCAGGCUCACACAGUUCGAAUGUCAAACAUGAAGCCUCUCACUCACAUAAGGGAGGUUUAAACUUUGACUUCAACAAAUAUGGACAGGGUGGACAAAGUGGGCAGAAUUCGCACGGGCUGAAGGGAUUGUUACCUCAUUCUGGAUCGGGCAGUUCAAAAGUCAAUCAUGAAAGUUCUCAUAGCCAUAAUGGAGGACUGAGGUUCAACUUCAAUAAAUACGGAAACAAAGAGCAAGGAAAUGGUUUAGGCGGCGCUAGCAAAGGCAUAGGAGGAGAAAUUGGACUCGGCGGUGGUCUAAAAAUCGAAGGAUCUAAAGGCUCAAAAUCUAAAAUAGGAGGCGGUCGAUUACUUAGCGGUGGAGUUGGCGUUGGUCUGAAUAUCAAGGGCUCUAAAGACUCCAAAUCUAAAAUAGGUGGUGGCCGAUUACACGGUGGUGGAGUGGGAGCUGGUCUAAGCAUCAUGGGCUCUAAAGGCACCGAAUCUCAAAAAGGAGCUGGUUUUUCUCUCGGUGGUGGAUUUGGUGGUGGUCUGAACAUCCUUGGAUUCAAAGGCUCGAACUCUCAAAAAGAAGGCGGCCUUUCACUAGGCGGUGGAAAGGGUGGAAGUCUAAAUAUCCAAGGCUCGAAAAACUCUGAAUCACAAAAAGGAGCUGGCCAUUCUCUAGGUGGUGGAUUUGGUGGUGGUCUGAACAUCCAAGGAUCGAAAGGCUGGAGCUAUCAAAAAGAAAGCGGCCUUUCACUAGGCGGUGGAAAAGGUGGAAGCCUUAACAUCCAAGGAUCUAAAAACUCUGAAUCUCAAAAAGGAGCUGGUUUUUCUCUCGGUGGUGGAUUUGGUGGUGGUCUGAACAUCCUUGGAUCCAAAGGCUCGAACUCUCAAAAAGAAGGCGGCCUUUCACUAGGCGGUGGAAAGGGUGGAAGCCUAAAUAUUCAAGGAUCUAAGACCUCGGAAUCUCAAAAAGGAGCCGGCCAUUCACUAGGAGGUGGUCUGAACAUCCAAGGAACAAAAGGAUCAAAUAGCGGAUCUAAAGGUUCUUCUAAAGAUUCAGAAUCGCAGAAAGGAGGUGGCCAUAAACAGAGUGGAGGAAUCAAUGGAGGAUUAAACAUUCUUGGAUCUAAAGACUCCGGUUCUAAAAAACAAAGCAGUAGUUCAAAAGACAGUAACUCAAGCAGUGGAUCUCAAAUAGGAAGCGGCCACAAACACAGUGGAGGAAUCAGCGGUAGCUUGAACAUCGAAGGAUCAAAAGGCUUCAAACCUGGAAGUGGCCAUUCACAUAGUAGUAGCUCAAGCAAUAAAUCCCCAAGCUCUAGUUCUAAAAACAAAGGCGGUCAGAAACACAAAGGAGGUGUCAGUGGUGGCUUAAGCGUUGACGGAUCUAAAGGCUCGGGUUCUGAGAAGGGAGGCAAGAAUUCACAAAGCUCAAGCAGUGGAUCCAUUAGUUCUAGUUCUAGUUCAAGCUCUCGUCAUAAAGGGGGUCACAAGCACGGUGGACACAAGCACGAAGGAGGUAUCGGUGCCAGUAUAGGAGGCAUAACAUCUAGUGUUGGCGGUGCCAUUAGCGGUGUAAAAGAUGCUGUGGUCGGAGUCAAGGAUGCAGGCUUAAGCGGAGAAAAAUUAAAGUGGGCAUCAGCAUCUGGCGCGCUAUCAGGAGCAAGUAACUUAGUUGGUGGCACCUUAGACCCUUUGAUUAGCGAUAAAGUAAAGGUCUCUGGUAAAGUUGAAGGUAAAGGCAAAGGUAAAGGCAAAGGUAAAGGCAAAGGUAAAGGCAAAGGCAAAGGCAAGGGUAAAGGUAAAGGUGAAGGCAAAGGUGAAGGCAAAGAUAAAGGUUCGGGAUCUGCGGAAUCAGCAAACACAGUGUCCUCGGCGUGGGCUAGUCUUACUGGUGGAAUAAAAAAUGCUGUAGGCGGAGCGAAAGAUGCCGUUGUUGGUGCGAAAGAUACAGCGUUAAAUGGUGAAAAAACAAAGUUGGGCGUUGGCAAAGCAUUGCUUAAAGGCGCUACUAAUGUAGUAGAUGGAUUGAUCAGCUCUAAAGAUAGCGGUUCGAGUUCUGGAAGCGGUUCAAACAGUAAAGGAUUAAAUAUCGGCCUGAAUGUAGACCAUGAGCAUUCGCACAGUAUCGAUGGAAAACUUAGCAAAUAUCCUAAGGGCAAAGGAUCUCAGUCUGGAUCGCACAGCUUGAAACUUGGAGGUUCUCAUUCGCACAACGGAGGACUUAGCUUUGGAUUAAGCACAGGGGGUAAUUAAAUCGCAUGUGUCACGGAUCAUCGACCUAUUUUAUAGCUUGCUAAAAAGCUGCCCACCUGGAGAAAACUGUCCUCUAUCCUUAAGAGAAAAAAUAAAAAGUGUUACAAACGGAAUUACGGCUAAGGUAGGAAGUUUUGUUUCAGAAUUGAGAGCCAAACUAUUUUAUCCCAAAGACAAAGGUCUACCUAGUGCACCUGUAAAAUAUUAGCAGUCUGGUGAACAUUCUGUACAAAAUAAAUCGUAAACACUUUUUCUUUUUCUACUUAAAUUAUUACAAAUAAAUGCAUGACAAAAAAUA
Molecule: messenger RNA, 2884 nt
Organism: Nasonia vitripennis (jewel wasp)
Lineage: Eukaryota; Metazoa; Arthropoda; Insecta; Hymenoptera; Pteromalidae
Product: loricrin-like
Exons: 4
Coding region: 124-2586 (820 amino acids)
Source: RefSeq, a predicted model, not a curated record